Ceratitis capitata (Mediterranean fruit fly) is the source of this 2603-nucleotide messenger RNA. RefSeq names its product spermatogenesis-associated protein 5. The coding region runs from base 115 to 2580 and encodes 821 amino acids. Lineage: Eukaryota; Metazoa; Arthropoda; Insecta; Diptera; Tephritidae. Gene Ontology annotation, molecular function: ATP binding; ATP hydrolysis activity. Gene Ontology annotation, cellular component: cytoplasm. The transcript has 3 exons. The record is from RefSeq and is a predicted model, not a curated record.
ACACUUGGUGGAUGACAACCCUACUGAACAGCUGCUUUUUAAAUUGUGUUUUUGCACGUGCCGCAUUCUAUAUAGUAAACCAAUUUUUGUAAAUUUUAGUAAAAUUGGAAACAAAUGCCACCAAAAAGUUCAAACAAGAAAUCCGUGACUAGUACGGUAACUUGGUAUCAUUGCGAAUUAUGCAAUGUGCAUAUUAUAUCAAAGGAUCGGGAGGCUCAUGGUAAUUAUUGCCCUAUAUCACCGAAUACCAAUACAGAGCCCCUGGAAUUCAUACAAAACGAUAGCCUUUAUACAGUUGGUGCUGCCAAGCGUACAUUUAGUAUUGAAGAAUUAAAAGAUGUGCCGGAGAAGUAUGUUAAUAAUUUAUUGUUUAUUUCUGAGGGCGCUAUGAAGCUAACUCAUUUACACAUUGGGCAGAGGGUGUUAAUAAGGCCAGCGAACGUAUCUGAAACUGAAACAGUGGGAUUAGUGAGAUUGGUUUGGCCUAUACCUGAAAGGUUUUUAACGACUAUUUAUGUUAGCGAAGGAGAUUACAAACUCCAUUGGCCAGAGAUGAAAGAAAAAGCACUCAAAAUAAAUGCCUUACCACCAAGCUGCGUAUCAGUCGCAAAGUCUAUACGCCUUCGUUUAACAAAUACAGUGAGUGACACCAUGGAACUUGUUGAAGCACAGCUAAAAGAUGUAGAGCGUUUGUUGAAAUUUGAAAUGAAAAGGUUUAUCUUCACAAAGGGCAGUCGUAUUUUUAUGGACUUUUUUAAUAGAGAGCUAACUUUGCAAGUUGUUUCUUGGUCAAGUUUCUCAGAUUCCGCUACCGUGGAAGAAACUGUGGAGAAAUGCUUAGCACAAUCGCUUGAGCGUUUAUCAUUACACUCGGAGUCUGAUGAUACAUUUUUUGAAGUAACAACAGGCACGAGUUUCGAAAUUGAACGACCAAAACCGGUAGAAAGUGAUGAAAAUCACGCAAAUAUCAAUGUAGUAAGUAAGAUGCAUAUCGGUGGUUUAGACAAACAGAUCGAUAUAAUUGAAGAAGCGAUGGACAUGGCGUUGGGAAUAAGAGCAGUGCCUGCAGGCGUCAAAGUUUCACGUGCUUUCCUCCUGCAUGGCCCAACAGGUUGUGGUAAAAGUUUGAUUUGUGAGGUCAUGUGCACACUCGCAGGGGAGAAGACUGCCAAAUCAAUCAAAGCAGAAAUCAUUCGAAUAAACACCAGUGAAUUAUUCAGCAAAUUUCUGGGCGAAACGGAGAAAAACUUGAAGAUCCAUUUUGAUAAAGCAUUUGAAAACUAUCCACGCCCCACACUCAUUAUUAUAGAAGACGUGCACAAUGUUUGUCCAAAACAUGAGAGCAAUGAAAUGUCCAAGCGAGUUGGCGCCUCAUUUCUCAGCAUACUCGACGUUUUGAAUAGUCGAAAAAGGGAAGCGCAACAUAUUUUUGUUCUAGCGUCAACAUCUCAAAUAGAUGCACUCAAUCCGAGUGCUCGUCGUUGCGGUCGAUUGGAUUGUGAAAUUGAAAUUGGCGCACCAACACCCAAGCAACGCGAAGCCAUUAUUCACUGCCUAUUGCAGAAUACUACACACACACUCUCAACAGAGGAUGUCAAAAGUGUGGCACAAAUAUUACAUGGUUUCGUUGGUGCCGAUAUAGCCAAUCUCAUUUAUGCAGCGGCGUUACGAGCGUUGAAAGACGGCAAUCGGUCGCUAAACUUGCAAGAUCUGCAUGCAUCUCUGACCCAUGUUAAGCCUUCGGCGAUGCGUGAAGUUCUUAUAGAGAAUCCCAAUGUGCAUUGGAGUGAUAUUGGCGGUCAGGCAGAAUUGAAAUUAAAACUAAAGCAAGCUAUUGAGUGGCCUCUGCUGCAUCCAGAUAAGUUUGAACGAUUGGGCUUAAAACCACCACGUGGUAUUUUGAUGUUCGGCCCACCGGGCUGUUCGAAAACGAUGAUCGCCAAAGCACUUGCUACAGAAAGCCAACUAAAUUUUCUCUCCAUUAAAGGGCCCGAACUUUUUUCCAUGUGGGUUGGUGAAUCUGAACGCGCGGUACGUGAGGUUUUUCGUAAAGCGCGACAGGUGGCGCCGUCUAUAGUGUUCUUUGAUGAAAUCGAUGCCAUUGGGGGUGAGCGGUCCGAAGGUGGCUCCAAUUCCGGCACAUCUGUCAAGGAGCGCGUGCUGACACAGCUACUAACCGAAAUGGACGGCGUGGAGGCUUUGGAAAACGUUACAGUCGUAGCAGCAACCAAUAGACCGGAUAUGAUUGAUAAAGCGCUUCUACGCCCUGGACGCUUCGAUCGUAUUGUAUAUGUAGGAUUGCCCAAUGCGGAGGCCCGCCAAGAAAUUUUUCGCAUUAAAUUAUUGUCAAUGCCCUUGGCAGAUGACGUACUAGUCGACGCGCUGGUACAGCGUACGGAAGGCUAUUCAGGCGCUGAAAUUCAAGCAGUAUGCCAAGAAGCUGCGUUGAAAUGCCUGGAAGAGAGCUUCGAAGCUGAGCGCGUAAGUUGGACGCAUUUCGAAUACGCGUUAAAUACUGUGCAGCCGCGUACAAAUCCCGAACUUUUGGAACUCUACGAUAAGUACACCAAGCAAAGAUAAUUUACAGCUCAAAUCACUUGCUG